CAGCUCCAGAGCUGUAGCCUACUUAGCAGCGAAUGGCUGUAUUGUCACAGUGUGUAGUUUCAUGGAUGAGGACAGGGACUAUUUCUUCAGUUAUUUCCUCCUUUUUGUCUUUCUUAAUUCUUCACCUCUCCAUUAUUUCAUCACUGUUCUGAUCACAUCCUUUUGCUGAUUUUCAGCCCAGGCAUCAAACCUGAUAUUUGACCUGACAGCAGUCUCACUCUCUCCUGAGUCCUCCCUCAGAUGGGGAGGAUUGCCCGAUAUAAAAUGAUCAGCGUUGGGAUUUGCGGGUUAAGGGCGCUUAGAGCAGGGGUUUUAAUGUCAUGACGUCACAUUAAUUAGCGGCCACUUUGAUCCUUUCAGCCUCUAAGCCGCACUCUGUCCUGUUUACCGUCGGGAUGCGUUAGUGACUCCAUCGGGGACCGUGGAGGAGAAUGCGCGUCUGCACAACCGGAUGCCACUGAUCCAGCCGACCCUGUAGGCCACAGCGCAUCUUCCCUCUCUGCUUUUUUUUAUAUAUAUAAAUUUGCCCGCAGGUGAUGCUUUUGUAAGGAAGACGACUGGAAUACAAAAGUAGAGUUCAAAAUGGCAGACAAGGAUAGUGUGGAGAAAUACCUGGAGAACAACCCACAGUUCGCCAAAGAAUACUUUGAUAAGAAGUUGCGCGCGGAAGCCUUGUCCGCCGCGUUUUCCGCACCUGUCGAUGUCAAAGACACCGCUUCCUUCAAGGAUAUUAACUCGGUGCAAGAGGCCGCCAUCAUCUUCGAGCUGGUCCAGGAGAUGCAGAAAGUGGAUUGCAUGGAGAAGUCCCUUCACAAAGUUUUGCAAAGAGUUGCCAUGAUCAUACAGGCCGACAGGCUCAGUUAUUACAUGUCCCGGUCGAGAAACGGAAUACCUGAGCUCUCCACUUGCCUCUUUGACGUGACUCCAACAUCCAAAUACGAGGCGAACUUGGUCGAUCCGCAGAGUGAAAUUGUGUUUCCAUUAGACAUGGGCGUUGUCGGUUUCACCGCGCAGUCCAAAAAGCCACAGAAUGUCCCUGACAUCACACAGAAUAAAAAGUUCUGUGACUUUGUGGACAAACAGACCGGAUACAAGACCAAAUGCAUGCUCACUUUUCCCAUGAUUGCUGAAAAAGAAUGCAUUGGAGUUGUCAUGGCACUAAACAAAAUAGGAGAAGCUAGUUUCACUCCAGAGGACGAGGCGCUCUUCCACAAGUACAUGAACUUUGCUCAAGUCAUCACCCUGCAGUACCACACAGCCUACAUGUUCAAUGUGGAGUCCAGAAGGAGUCAGGUGCUGCUUUGGUCAGCCAGUAAAGUGUUUGAAGAGUUGACAGACAUUGAGAGACAGUUCCACAAAGCUCUCUACACUGUAAGGAUCUAUCUAAAUUGCGAACGAUACUCAGUUGGCCUGCUGGACAUGACCAAAGAGAAGGAAUUCUAUGAUGAAUGGCCAGUGAAACUGGGAGAUGUGGAACCCUAUAAAGGACCAAAAACACCAGACGGCAGGGAAGUCAUCUUUUACAAGAUCAUUGACUACCUCCUGGAAGGCAAAGAAGAAAUCAAAGUCAUACCUGGUCCACCCGCAGAUCACUGGGCUCUAGUUAGUGGACUACCAACCUACGUUGCAGAAAAUGGCUUUAUUUGCAACAUGAUGAACGUGGCUGCAGAUGACUACUUCACUUUCCAGAAAGAGCCUGUGGAUGAGACGGGUUUUGUCAUCAAGAAUGUCUUGUCGCUGCCCAUUGUCAACAAGAAGGAAGAAAUUGUGGGCAUUGCCACGUUCUUCAACAGAAAAGACGGCAAGCCAUUUGAUGAACAUGAUGAACAGAUCACUGAGGCCCUGACACAGUUCCUGGGAUGGUCGGUGCUAGUUUGUGACACCCACGACAGGCUGAACCGUAUGGAAUGGAGGAAAGACAUCGCUCAGGAGAUGCUCAUGUACCAGACCAGAUGCACAAAAGAUGAGCUGCAGUCCAUUCUGAACACCAAAGAGAAGUUUGACGCAGAACCUGAGGACUGUGACCAGAAAGAGAUGUACAAACUAUUGAGAGCAACCUGCCCGGUGGCCGAUAAUGUCGACGGAGAAAGCCUGUACCUGUUCUCCUUCAGCGACUUCCCCGUUUCAGAGCAUGGCCUCAUCAAGGCCGGCAUUCGCAUGUUCUUUGAGCUUGGAGUUGUGGAAAAGUUCAAAGUUCCCGCCGAGACGCUAACCAGGUGGAUGUACACGGUGAGGAAGGGUUACCGUGACAUCACCUACCACAACUGGAGGCACGGCUUCAACGUAGGCCACACCAUGUUCUGCCUGCUGCAGACAGGGAAGCUGAGGAAGUACUACUCUGAUCUAGAUGCCUUUGCCAUGGUUGCUGCUGCUUUCUGCCAUGAUAUCGACCACAGAGGAACCAACAAUCUCUACCAGACAAAGAGCGCACAUCCUCUGGCCAAACUUCACGGCUCUUCCAUCAUGGAGAGGCACCACUUGGAGUACAGCAAGACGCUCAUGGCUGAAGAGAGCCUGAACAUCUUCUGCAACCUUCAGAAGCGUCAGUUUGAGAACGUGCAACACUUGUUUGAUGUCUGCAUCAUCGCCACUGAUCUGGCCCUUUACUUCAAAAAGAGAACCAUGUUCCAGAACAUUGUGAACGCCACAGAGCCGAUGACAGAUGAGAAGGAGGCCCAGUCCUAUAUUGCCAACAACCCCAUCAGGAAGGAAAUUGUCAUGGCCAUGAUGAUGACAGGUUGUGACCUGUCAGCUAUCACCAAACCCUGGGAGGUACAGAGCAAGGUGGCUCUGAUGGUUGCUGCUGAAUUCUGGGAACAGGGAGAUUUGGAGAGAUCUGUUUUGGACCAACAACCAAUUCCCAUGAUGGACAGAAACUGUGCUGAACAGCUGCCCAAGAUGCAGUGCGGUUUCAUUGACUUUGUGUGCUCAUUUGUAUACAAGGAGUUCUCCAGGUUCCACAAAGAGAUCACACCCAUGUUCGACGGCCUGAACAACAACAGGUCACACUGGAACGAGCUGGCUGAGGUAUACAAUGCAAAGAUGAAGGCCAUCGAGGAUGAGAAGAAGAAACUGGAAGAAGAGGAAGCCAAAAAAGCUGGCGGAGGUGAAGUGGGGAAGUCAAAAACCUGCAUCAUCUGCUAAAUUUCUUUGUUGCUUGGAUCUGGGCGGGUGCAAUCUGGUUACAACUAAUCUAGGGUACUCUAGCCUUUUCCAGUCAGACGAAUCAUCUAGUUGGACCUUGACUAGGCUAGCUUGAUCUGGUCUGAUCUACACCAGUGUAGUUCUUUCUGGUUAGGUGCUUGUCCGCUCUGGUGCUGUCCAACCAGUCCCUGUUUGGUCCAGUCUAGCCUACUUUAGUCUAGUGUAGUUGUGUCUGGUCUGCAGUCCAGUCUGGAUUAGGCCAGCCUAACCAGCAUCCAAGGAGGGAAGAGUCAGAAACAUCAUCGAGAAUAAUGCGGGGACUCUGACUGCAAGAGAAGCCGACUCUGAAGAUGUGAUGUUUUUGAAACUUCCUCCUUCCUCUGCUUCUGACAACACAGCCAUGGACAUUUGAAAGCAAUACAUACAUGGACAACAAUAUUUCCUUUCAGUAUAGCAAUAAUAUAAAUACUGCUGAUGUGUAUGGUUUGAAAGAAUGGUUGGAUAAAUAUAAAAGCUGUAAGCAAAAGUAAAGUUGAAAUACAGAUACUAACAUAGCUGAAAAAGGGUGCUGCAUGUGCUGCAGGUGGGGUUUACACAUGCCAAAGCAAAAGUUUUCAGACAGUGUUCCUAUUGGCAGUCAGUUAGCACACAUUAUCUUGUACUGUAGGUUGCACAAUGCACUUAGCUGCUGCUGUUUUGACGGUGGCAGGCCAUGAAUGGAGGGCAGGCAGGGACAAUAACAACGUAACUUUGUACUUAAUGACAUCAAGCGGAAGAGGUUAAAAAUGAUGCUAAAGUAGCAUGGGUACCACUUAGUGAGUUGAGAAAUGAACUCCUUGAACCUGAAGGAUAUGUUAAUGUCAAAAAAGAAACUUGAAGCCUAGAUACUACAACGAGUGACAAUGCUCAACCAACAAGGGCUGAUGUUCUCUUACCUCAAAAGGCGCUGAUCAGUUGUGUGAGGGUAUAUUUAUUUUGAUAUGCAAUCUAUCUAUUUACAUAUAUAUAUUUUUUGGAUUCUUUAAGAAUUUUGUACUUGAGUCAGGAUGGAGACAAGCUUUGAGAGAGGACGUUCUGAAUCUGUGAGCAAACGCAUGCUAAAAUCACAGAAAAUGUGUUGAAUAUGUGCAACCUGGAAAAAUAACCUAAAAAAUUGUAUUAUAUAUAUAUAUACAUAUAAUAUUUACACCAAUAUUUAGAGCAAACUUACAAUUCCAUAUCAAUUCACAAAAUGUACUUCUUUUAAAUGUACACAAUUUCACAUGUAUAUAGUUUAUGAUAUAGAAAUUGUGAAAUGUAAAUUGUGUAAACUUAUUGUAAGAAUAACUAAAGCAUAAAAUGGAUAUAAAGGAUGUCAAAGUAAGCUUUGCUUCUUUUGUGGAGGCAGGAGUUGCAGUCGGUCAGACAGUAUACAGUAGAUCUACCUCUCCUGUAAGAAGAUUUGAUUGUCAGCCAGCGCUUGAGAUCCGCGCAGCUUUAGACUUUAAAUACCCUUCUUACAGAGUAGGUAAAGCAGGCUACCAAAGCCUUAUCAUAUGUAUGUGCAGACGACGUGUGUUUGUAAUGUGGCAGAUGCAGCUGUAGCAUCAUUGAUCAUAUGACUAUACAGGCCAAAGUCCUCUGCUUCUCUCUUCACUGAUGCAACAGUGAGAUCAAUCGUGCAAUAACUGCUGACUGAAUGAUGUCAACUCAGUCUGAAUAUCCGCCACAAUAGAUCUCAAUGUAAACCUGAACUAAAUUUGAUCUGAUCAGGCAUUUGAGUUGACAGUGCAACCCCUGCCCCCCCCACCCCCCCCUCAAUUUCUGAAACACUUUAAGCAUUGUCCCUCCCCUGGGCAAACUUCUCAACUUCCUGUUACACAAUGUCAUCUCCUCUAAUCAAUGGGGCAUCAAUCAAAGGCACAUAAUCCUAUCAGAAUGGCUUUAGGACUACCUGGCUACACCUUCUCUGCUUCUUGAGGUGAAGUGAGGAGGAGCUGUAGUGAUCACUGCAGUCAGAACUGUGCAAAUACAUUGACUCAAUCACCUCAAAUGAUAUACUUAAAUGAUUUUACCAUGAAUUUACCACAUUGUUAAAAGUCCUGCUGUGCACAUUUUAUAUGAAUGGUGACACCACUAGUUCUGACUUCAGUAAGAAAAAGGGCCCCUUGCUUUGUGAGAUACCAAAUAACGCACUGCAUACUUUUUACUUACCCAUCAACUGUCAUUCAGACAUUAGAAACCUAUUAUCUGACAUAUGAAAUGACCUCUACUGU
Messenger RNA from Thunnus maccoyii (southern bluefin tuna), 5399 nucleotides. RefSeq names its product phosphodiesterase 6C, cGMP-specific, cone, alpha prime (gene pde6c). The transcript is spliced from 22 exons. Gene Ontology annotation, molecular function: 3',5'-cyclic-nucleotide phosphodiesterase activity; protein binding. NCBI's taxonomy places the organism in Eukaryota, Metazoa, Chordata, Actinopteri, Scombriformes, Scombridae. The record is from RefSeq and is a predicted model, not a curated record. Bases 583 to 3144 code for a protein of 853 amino acids. Gene Ontology annotation, biological process: signal transduction; visual perception.